AUGUCCGCCAAUCCAGGUGCACUCAAACGGAAGCACUCGGGCAAGACCAUCAAGGAGCUCUUCACCACACAAACCAAGCCGAAGCUCGCUCCUGCAGCGCCGCUAUCGCCCUCGAGCAAACGCACACGACGAGACAGCUCUCCGAUAGCUAGCACUGAGGUCGCCACACCUCCAGCCCCGAUGGCCAAGAUGAGCACAGCCGACAUGUAUCACUUCCCGAGCAAGAAGGCGGGCGUAUCGAGCAACGCCGAUGUUGUUGACAUCACGUCAAGCCCCGACAACAGUCCCGCCAAAGCAAACGGCCAGCGAAAUGGCAUGCGCAAAGCAGCGCCCAAUAUGCACGCCAACAGCGGCCCCAAGCGAUUGGUCGUCAAGAAUUUCAAGCCCACAAGGAGAGUAGACCCCAGGGUGUUCCUGGAUCAAACAUGGCAGAAGAUUGACAAGGCCCUGGAUACUAUCUUCCGCCAAGGCGAUGUCGACUUCAGUCUCGAAGAACUGUACAGAGGUGUAGAGAAUGUCUGUCGCCAGGAUAUGGCAAAGGACAUUAAGGAGCGUUUGAUCACAAAAUGCAAGGACUACGUGGGCGGAAGUCUGAAGGCAAAGGUCAAGGAGAGUCUGGGUAGGCCAAACGUUGACGUGCUGCGAGCGGCAUUGCAUGCCUGGGGGAUUUGGAACAGUCAAAUGAAAUACCUCGAUUGGAUCUUUUGCUAUCUCGACCGCGCCUACCUGCUCCCACGACAUGAGUCUCUCCGCGAAAUCUCGAUAAACCUCUUCCGCUCCGUCAUCUUCGAACACGCAAAACUAAAUUCCCGCAUUGUGGAUGGCGCUUGCGAUCUCGUCACUGCUGACCGGACGGGUCGAGAUCUUGACAGCGAGGUGUUCUCCAAGACGGUUAACAUGUUCCACGACAUGCAAGUCUACACACAUGCUUUCGAGCCGCGCUUAAUGGAAGUCAGCCAGGAGUACGUGGUCAAAUGGGCUGAUGCCGAGAGUUCUGAAAAAUCGUUACCCGAGUACGUCCGCAGUGCAAGGGCGCUGAUGGAUCGUGAGAUGAAGAGAGUCGACAUGUUCAGCCUUCCCAACACUACUAAGCGAGAGCUUCUCACAUUACUAGAGGACCAUUUGAUAUCGAACAAGGAGACCCGAUUAACUAACCAAGACGAGCUUGCCGAUCUCCUUGAGACCAACGCCGUCGAAGAUCUCGAGCUACUGUACUCAUUACUUGAACGUAGGAAGCUGGGCGCAAAGUUGCGACCAGGUUUCACUAAGUGGAUCGAGGACGAAGGCACAGCUAUUGUAUUCAACGAUAAAGAGCAAGAAAACAUGAUCAUACAAUUACUUACGCUGAAGCGUCAACUAGACACCUUAUGGAAGGCUUCUUUCCACCGAGACGAGGAGCUGGGUCAUGGUCUUCGAGAGUCAUUCGACAAAUUCAUGAACAAGACAAAGAAGACGUCUGCAAGCUGGGGCACAGAUAACUCAAAGACGGGCGAGAUGAUUGCCAAGUAUGUCGACAUGCUGCUGAGGGGGGGUGCAAAAGCAAUACCAGCUCAGCUGAGUCGUAAGGCCGACAAGCCUGCUGCUGUAGAGGUCGAGGAAGAUAAUGAAGAAGGUGUUUUUGAUGAAGAUACAGAAGUCAACAAUCAGCUUGAUCAAGUUCUCGAUCUGUUCCGCUUCUUGCACGGCAAGGCUGUGUUCGAAGCUUUCUACAAGAAAGACUUGGCUAGACGGCUCUUGAUGGGCAGAAGUGCGAGCGCAGACGCUGAGAGAAGUAUGCUGUCGAGGUUGAAGAUCGAAUGCGGUGCUGGCUUUACUGCCAACCUCGAGCAAAUGUUCCGCGAUAUCGAACUCUCGCGAGAAGAGAUGAGUUCGUACAAGAAUAUCAGCGAGGAGCGCAACGAAAAGCUCAGUCUCGACCUUAAUGUCAACGUCCUCUCUGCGUCAGCUUGGCCUACGUACCCCACCGUCCCUGUAAUUUUGCCCCCAGAAAUUCAGUCUGCGAUCAACAAGUUUGAAGCACACUACAAAGUAAAGCAUUCUGGUCGUAAGCUGGAGUUCAAACACGCACUUGCCCAUUGUCAAAUCAAAGCCAGGUUUCCCAAGGGACUCAAGGAGUUAGUUGUGUCCUCCUUCCAGGCUAUCGUCCUCUUACUAUUCAAUGGCCGUAAAGAGGAUGAGCAUAUCGACUACGACUACCUCAAGCAAGCCACUGGACUGCCAACGGCCGAGCUUAACCGCACUCUGCAGUCCCUUGCGUGCGCAAAGGUCCGGCCUCUGACCAAGCACCCCAAGGGUCGAGAGAUCAACGAAACCGACACUUUCACACUCAACGCCUCAUUCACGGAUCCUAAGUACCGCAUCAAGGUCAACACCGUUCAACUCAAGGAAACGGCAGCCGAGAACAAGGAGACACACGAACGCGUCGCUGCUGACCGUAACUACGAGACACAAGCUGCCAUUGUCAGGAUCCUCAAGGCGAGGAAAAGAAUCAGCCAUGCCGAACUGGUCAGUGAGACCAUAUCGGCAACCAAGAACAGGGGAACACUGGAGGUCAGCGGCAUCAAGAGGAACAUCGAUCGCUUGAUUGAGAAGGAAUUUCUGGAAAGAGAGGACGACGGAUUGUAUGCUUAUAUCGCUUAA
Messenger RNA from Alternaria burnsii, 2640 nucleotides. RefSeq names its product cullin-domain-containing protein. Gene Ontology annotation, molecular function: ubiquitin protein ligase binding. NCBI's taxonomy places the organism in Eukaryota, Fungi, Ascomycota, Dothideomycetes, Pleosporales, Pleosporaceae. Bases 1 to 2640 code for a protein of 879 amino acids. The transcript is spliced from 4 exons. Gene Ontology annotation, cellular component: Cul4-RING E3 ubiquitin ligase complex. The record is from RefSeq and is a predicted model, not a curated record. Gene Ontology annotation, biological process: ubiquitin-dependent protein catabolic process; DNA damage response; protein ubiquitination.